AUGCCAGAAGUCAGUGGGAAAAGAGGACCUGUCGGGAUCCGCAUGGCUUAUAUUGAAGGUGGGAUCCUCGAGAAGGGGGAGCAAAGGGGCCAAGACGAAGCACGGAGAGGUGAGGAAAUGGUCAAACUCUGGCGAUUGAGGGCAGGCCGUCGAUUCGUUGCUAGCAGAAGCCCCAUCGAAGCGUAUUCACGAGACCAGCAAAUCACCUCUUUCGUCUCAGAUGCCCGAACCAUUUUCCCAAUUAACUCUCGAAUGCUCUUCUGGUUGCUGCCGUGCUGUCUUGAUGUCGGCAGGUUGGGGGGUGAUGAAUCAGGUGAGGGAUGGGCUGUUUUGUGGUACCACCGUAUCCAUACUGCGUACACUGAACGGCGAGACCCACCACGGGAAACCGGUUCGCUUGGCUCAUUUUUGCAGCGACGGGUCGGAGACGGUGGUCUUACUGCUGCUGUGCUCCGUACAAACGCCGAGCUGCGCUUGCUGGAGAUCUUGCGUGAAAUCUCUCUUGCGAAAAAGAAGCAUCAGGAUGAUCUCGAGAUGCCCUCCUCCCACACACGCACACACACACACUCCCACUCUGCUCCUGGUGGCACCCAUCUUCAUCGCUGCAUCUUCAAGCUCUCUAUUUUGGCCCUUUCCCCAGACUUUUUACCCCAGACUUUGGACUUCGGAGACCGCACUAAAGCCGAUCUGUCAGGAAGUCCCCUCGAGUGA
Colletotrichum lupini is the source of this 711-nucleotide messenger RNA. RefSeq lists its product as uncharacterized. The record is from RefSeq and is a predicted model, not a curated record. Bases 1 to 711 code for a protein of 236 amino acids. NCBI's taxonomy places the organism in Eukaryota, Fungi, Ascomycota, Sordariomycetes, Glomerellales, Glomerellaceae. The transcript has 5 exons.